AUGUCCAAGACGACACGAUAUAGAGAUCCGCACCAAUGGUCUCGUCCGCGCGACCAUUUAGACCCUGAGAAGGCUUCCUCCCCUAUAGCCUACGAUUCCUCCCUCAGUGACGACGAACCCGUAUAUUCCGAUACAUCUCGAGUAACCUCAGGCUCGCUGAGCUCUCACGUUCCCAUGCUAGGCAGCCCGUCUCGGCGGCGAAGACCGCGGAGAAAUGGGAUCAUGCCGCAUCGAUUGAUGAGAUGUGUCUGUCUGGCCGUCUUUGUCGCGCUCGUCAUUUUCGUCCUCAACCUCUUCCGAUUUACACUGUUCGGCCGUGCUGAGCAGGUUCCUAUUGAUGUGGCCAAGCCAGUACCCAAACCACACGUAUGGGAGAGUUUCCCAUUCUUGAAACGCUACCAUGGAGGUAUCAGGACACUGAUGCCACGAAAUGAAAGCAUUCCGGAAUAUCCAGGAGACGGCACUUUGGACGAAUUGUCGCUAGCCAUGGACGAAGCUUUGCAAGAGGGUGGAUCUGAUCAACAGGAAGAAGAGGAGGAAGUGAGGAAGACUGUGCAAAAGCGUUCGGACGGCCUACCGAUGUCCAGUUCCGCUUUCAAUCCUUAUCCGAACUACCAAUCAGAAGAAUAUAUCCAAAAGUACGGAGAGAAAGUCGAGUGUUUCCUUGAUGAAGAUAAUCAAGUUAGAUUGCCUUAUCUGCAAUAUUAUGCCGGUGUGCCUCAAGGCUUUCCAGACGCAAUCAUGGGCUCGAAUAAGAUGAUAGGCAUGCGCGACGAUGUUUGUUUUGACCGCUUUGGACGUCUUGGUCCUUAUGGUCUUGGAUACGGCGCCCGGAAAGGCGGCAGUGGAGCGGGAAUGGAAGGUGAUCGCGAGGGUGCCGAGGGUGUAUGGGCGGACGUUCCUCCUGUCGACUUCCGUGAGGUCAACUGGGCUGCAGCACAGAAUCGCUGUGUGAUUGCUAACAGUCACCGUUUCACUAAACUUGGAGAUCCUCGCCUGGAUCGUGCCUUUGCCAUGCCAAUUGGUGCCCCUCCAAAGGCACACUUGGAGAGUCCCCCUGCUCCCGAGAAGGAGUACGCAAAAGGCACAACCAACUUACCACGUACUGCAGUUUUGAUUCGUACUUGGCACGACUACCAUUACACAGAAGAGGAUAUCUUGUACCUGCGAGCGCUCAUCACGGAACUAUCCCUGAUGACCGGUGGAGAAUAUACUGUACAGUUCCUGAUCCAUGUCAAGGAUGACAAUUUGCAGAUCUGGUCUGAUGAAGAAACAUACGAUCGUGUGCUCUUCGACGCUCUCCCUGAAGAAUUCCACGGUAUGGGAAUCCUAUGGUCGGAGAGACAAAUGAAUCUUAUCUAUGGUGGCUUGGAAGAGAGUUUUGAACGUGGUUUGCCCGUUCAUGGCGUUUAUCGCAGCACCUUCAUGCCAGUCCAGUACUUUUCUCAUCUUCACCCCGAGUACGAUUAUGUGUGGAAUUGGGAGAUGGAUGUUCGGCAUACUGGACACUGGUAUCACUUCUUUGACAAGGCGGCUAGUUGGGCUCAUAAACAACCACGCAAGGGCUUAUGGGAGCGGAAUUCUCGGUUCUAUGUCCCCAGUGUGCAUGGUCCAUGGGAAGAUUUUAUGCACACGGUUCGUGUGGAGACAGAAAAAGGUACCAACAGUCCCAACAACAUUUGGAGCGCCGUUAAGGAUAGCGAAGACAAGUCCGAUCCUUACCACAAGGACCAUGGUCGACACGGCGAGGACUUCAUCUGGGGCCCAGUCCGUCCGCAUGAGGACGAUAUCAUGGAGCUAGAAACGGACGUCACUCCUCCUACAAGCAUGGAAAAGGAUAGGUACGAGUGGGGCGUCGGUGAAGAGGCAGAUCUCAUUGUUUUCAAUCCACUAUUUGAUCCGGUGGGAACAACAUGGCUCCUCCGAAAUGACAUUACUGGAUAUCAUCGUGAAGAUGGCGUCCCCGGACGUCGUGCUGCUAUCAUCACAGCGUCUCGACUUUCUCGCAGGCUGUUAAUGACCAUGCACCGCGAGACCAGCAUGAAACGACACACAAUGUUCUCGGAAAUGUGGCCUGCAACCACGGCGCUGCACCACGGCUUGAAAGCUGUAUACGUGCCUCACUCGGUGUACAUCGACCGCAAAUGGCCACCACGAUAUGUGGACUCGGUCUUCAACGGAGGCCGUAACGGCGCAUCUGGAGGAGCCCGUACUUCAGUUUUUGGAGACCGCGAACACAACUUCCGUGGAACAACAUGGUUCUACUCUGCAGGUUUCUCGUCAAACCUGUACCGGCGCUGGUUAGGAUACAAAGUUGACAAUGACGGCGGCGAAGAAGAAGAGCUUGCCGGCGAGGGUCGCUUGUGUCUACCUCCCAUGCUGUUGCAUCCUGUCAAGGACGUGCAACUGGUGAUUGACAAUGGAGAUGUUCCGGACGAAGGGGAAGUGGGUGAAUCAAUCGCCGAUGACUCAUCAUAAUCAAAACGAGCCACGAUUUAACGACGAGCCUUGAUUUGCUUGUUUCUUUUUAUUUUGGGAUUUCUACUUCCAUCCGUCCAUUUCUUGUUAUUAUUGCCUUUCUUGGAGUUUAGAAUUCUUAGCUGUACAUCAUAUGCCCACUUUGUCACCCUGGUGGUUGGUUAUUCUUAUCUUUUAUUCGUUUGAGUUGCAUAUACUAUUUUGUUCCUUUCCCACAUCACUUUCUUGCUGCCCCGUUUCUGUGCAUCUGGGCGAAACAGGUGUUUGAGAGAAGUUUUAUGAUGGAUAUUAUUCUUCUCCAGUGUUCCAUUUGGAUUCUCUACCAUGCUUAUUCUUCGUAUCCAUAUAAUUUUCUACAGUUGGACAAGCUUUUUGUCUAUAAUAGUGUGUUCUCUGAGGGGGAUAUUCAACGAUGCAAUGUACAUAAGACAGCUGAUACUCUCACACCGAGAAGCUUAAACAGAAAUCAAGGCUCCAUAUGGAAC
Molecule: messenger RNA, 2963 nt
Organism: Talaromyces stipitatus ATCC 10500
Lineage: Eukaryota; Fungi; Ascomycota; Eurotiomycetes; Eurotiales; Trichocomaceae
Exons: 1
Coding region: 1-2478 (825 amino acids)
Source: RefSeq, a predicted model, not a curated record